AAGUGACAGACCAGGCAUCUGUACAUGAAGGCAGGACAAGCCAAGUCUGAUGACAGAGUCCUAUGCUCUCGUUGUUACAAGUACAAGACAGCGAAAGAGUUCGAGACAUCGAAAGUGGGAAGGAGAAACAGGAUGUGCAAAACAUGCUCAAGAUUCUCGAUACCAGAGAGAUAUGAAAGACUGGAUGCGGAUCUCUACAUCGAGAGGCUGAAAGGGCAGAAAGGGAGCUUGUUGGAGCAGGAGGAGGAAGCCAAGUGGCAAGCUGCUGCUCCUGUCAUCCCUGGUGCUGAGUAUCUCGAUACCAUCCCGCAUGCUCCAUGGCCAUCACGUGCCAUGCUCAAGAGGCGAGUCGUGCUUGGGACGCCGGAUAUCAUCGUCAGGACAGGCAUCACCAAGAUCGAGUAUCCAGACGGGAGCGUCUACGAGGGAGAAGUGAACGAGAGAAAACGCCAUGGCAACGGAAUCCUUACAUGGCCGACGGGGGACACGUACCAGGGCAUGUGGUACCAGGGACUUCCUCACGGCAUGGGGGUUGCGGAGUACGCCUCCGGAGCAGCAUACUCCGGUGAAUGGAACCUCGGCGAUCGGCACGGGAGUGGGAUGUACUUCUUCUGUGAGCACCCGGACGAGCCGCACAGAGAAUAUGCGGGCCAAUGGCGGAACGACAAGUACCAUGGGAUCGGGAAACGACUGUCCAAGAGCGGCACUGUGUACCUCGGAUUCUGGCGCAAGGGAAUGCGGCAUGGCGACGGUAUCUGCCGGAUAGCAACAAGCACCAUGCUCGAUCCGGUCGCAGCGAUCGCGAACGCAGUGCGCAGGUUCAGACACGUGGGAGAGACAGGACGAUACGGGCAGAUACGAGCAGAUGAGAAACACGAGGUGGACAUGCUUCAGAUCAUGGGCGGGAUCGCGGAUUGGCACAGCGAGACGUCAGGAGUGACGGUACAGGAAGGAAGGUUUACAAAUGACGAGUUUAAUCCAAGAGACCGCAAGGAGAUCAGGAAGAAGAUGGGGCUUGAAAGCAAUCAGGAUGAAGGCGAAGCCAAGGAAGCAGAUGCAGAGAAAGUGACGAAAAAGAAGAAAACUAAGAUGCUUUCCUCCAAAGCCUUCCCCCAGGAUACCGUUGAAGUCGAACAGUUCGAGGACACAAUCAAGUUCGCAAUGACAACGUCCGAUGCCGCCGAGUUGAUCGGCAAACAGGUCCGUGCUCGUUAUCAUGGGGCAAACUUCAACUUCAGAGUCACAAAACUCGAGCUCUGA
Messenger RNA from Guillardia theta CCMP2712, 1260 nucleotides. RefSeq lists its product as hypothetical. Bases 25 to 1260 code for a protein of 411 amino acids. NCBI's taxonomy places the organism in Eukaryota, Cryptophyceae, Pyrenomonadales, Geminigeraceae. The record is from RefSeq and is a predicted model, not a curated record. The transcript is spliced from 12 exons.